Molecule: messenger RNA, 783 nt
Organism: Lachancea dasiensis
Lineage: Eukaryota; Fungi; Ascomycota; Saccharomycetes; Saccharomycetales; Saccharomycetaceae
Source: the annotation of a GenBank genome assembly
AUGGAUCCUAACGGUGCACCUGAAAUGACAGAACACCAGAAAAUACAGGUACAAUUCCAGCUGUUUCAAGAAUCCCUGCCCAAAGUCGAUGAAACGGUUUAUCGCAUGCUUUUAAAUGAAAGCAUUCCUCUAGCUAUUGACGUAGAAAAACGACUAUCUCAAAAGCUGGAUAGUUUACCAACUGAAGACCCUGUGCUUGAGUCUCUCGAUAAAGAAGUUCACUCUAAACUGGUGCUAAAUCCUCUCAAAGGAAAUGUUCGCUCAAACAAGCUGUUACAACAUUACCUCACUGCAGAUAUAGACUACCAAGCGAAGGUGAAGCUGCGCCUCUCGAAGAUUGGUUUUUCUCUUGGUGAAAAGCUGUCUGAACUGCUGAUCUUCAGUAAUAAUCCUAAUUUCAAUUUCAAAGAUAUGGAUCUUCUCACCGUUAUGAAGUUUUUGUGCCGAGACGUCUGGCGGCAGCUCUUCGGUAAACAAAUUGACAAUUUAAAGACGAACCACCGUGGAACGUUUUAUUUACUGGAUUACAAUUACAAACCCGUGGAGUCCUUCGCCCUUGAAGAGAAUAUGUCAAAACAGGAACAGACGUUGCUAGAGCCCUAUCUGGAGAUACCGUGUGGGGUAAUUCAAGGUGUACUGGCUUCGCUUGGCUUUCGAAAAGAGAGUGAGGUUAGUUGUAACGCGAGUAUCGUGGAAGUCCCGGAAUCUCGCACUACCAGUCAGCGUAUGAAUUCAUGGGCUGUUAGCUUCAACGUGCAGGUAGUACCUGCUAGUGACAGCUAA